Molecule: messenger RNA, 2357 nt
Organism: Sphaeramia orbicularis (orbiculate cardinalfish)
Lineage: Eukaryota; Metazoa; Chordata; Actinopteri; Kurtiformes; Apogonidae
Product: testican-2
Biological process (GO): anatomical structure development
Molecular function (GO): calcium ion binding; collagen binding; protein binding
Source: RefSeq, a predicted model, not a curated record
UUGAAGCAGCAGCAGCAGCAGCAGUAACAGUCUAAUAGUCUGGUCUGGUCUGGUCUUGUAUGAGGAUCCGGAUCCGUGCAGGAUAACAUCCCAUAACCGAACUGACUGACUGAGUGAGUGGGCAGAGAUGGUGGUCGUGGUGAGGGUCUCCGCCUGUCUGUGCCUCCUGGUGGGCUUGUCGCUCCAGGUGGACGUGAAAAGUGGCAAAGAAGGAGCAAAAGCCGGGAAUUUCAUGGAAGAUGAGCAAUGGCUGUCAACGAUCUCCCAGUACAGCCGGAAGAUCAAACACUGGAAUCGCUUCAGAGACGAAGUCGAGGAUGACUACAAAAACACGGAGGAGAACACGGGCUCUGAUGAAACUGCAGACACCACUAAGGACCCGUGCCAGAAUGUGAAGUGUAGCCGCCAUAAGGUGUGCGUGGCCCAGGGCUACCAGAGGGCCAUGUGUGUCAAUCGCAAGAAACUGGAGCACAGAGUCAAACAGUCGGGGCAGCUGGACGUCCAUGAAAGCAGCUGUAAGCCAUGUCCCGUGGCCGCCUCCUCACCUGUAUGCGGCUCUGACGGACACAACUACGCCUCCGAGUGUAAGCUGGAGCAGCAGGCCUGCCUCACUGGAAAAGACCUGAACGUCCUGUGUUCUGGCUUCUGCCCCUGUGCCACCUCCUCCAUCACCAUCUCCAACAGCGACACAAAGCGUGAGAGCUGCACUGGCCAGGACCUGGCAGACCUGGGCGACCGCCUCCGAGACUGGUUCCAACUCCUUCAUGGCAACGCGAAGCAGAAUAACUCUGGCAAGCUGGGAGCUGGCACCGCUUCAGCGCUGGAUAAAAGCCUAGUGGCGAGCUGCAAAGACUCCAUCGGAUGGAUGUUCUCGAAGCUGGACACCAACGGGGACCUGUAUCUGGACCACGCCGAGCUGGCCUCUAUAAACCUGGACAAGUAUGAGGUCUGCAUCCGACCCUUCUUCAACUCCUGUGACAGCUACAAAGAUGGGAAGGUGUCCACAGCUGAGUGGUGCCUCUGCUUCUGGAGAGAAAAGCCACCGUGCCUCACCGAGCUGGAGAGGAUCCAAGUGCAGGAGGCGUCCAAGAAGAAGCCUGGCAUGUACAUUCCCAGCUGCGAUGAGGACGGCUACUACAGGAAAGUGCAGUGCGACCAGAGCCGGGGGGAGUGCUGGUGCGUGGAUCAGCACGGGGGAGAGAUGAUGGGAACCAGAAUCCAUGGCAACCCUGACUGCGAUGAAGUUGCGGGAUACUCCGGAGACUUUGGCAGCGGCGUGGGAUGGGAGGACGAGGAGGAGAAGGAGGCGGAGGACACCGGGGAGGAGGCGGAAGAGGAGGAAGAGGAGGAGGGUGAGGUGGAUGACGGAGGGUACAUUUGGUAGGACGGUUCAAACCCUACACGGGGAGCUGAGUCACAGCUGCCGGUCUAAAAAACCUACAGGGACGGCUCUCUCCUGACAGCUAAUGAUUCUGGGAGGAGGCUUUUGGAGGCUUGGAGGAGUUGUGUAUCAUCCUGCUGGUGUUUUGGUGACUCGAGCAGGUCCAGUAAUGACAUGAUGACCAGUUUUUGUCUUAGAUAUGUGUGUUGCUUCAUUCUCUUCUCUGUUUUUUGAUCAACAGGGCUUUUUGUUUUCGCCAACACACCGACUACUGCGCCGUAGGUAGCUACAGUCCAUCAAAACACGUGUCCAAACACCAUCUAUGCAUAUAGCGAUUACUGGUAAUUUUGUAUCGUGAACAAUUGCUUGAGUAUUAGAGCCGCCGUCCCACUGGAAUGAAUAGAGAUCUGACUUCAAAACAGUUCAGUGCAAUGUGGUUAUGUAUUUCAAUGCUGAUUCUGUACAUAAACCCAGUGUAAAUGAUCCAUGAGGCAAGUUUAGAGGAUUCCUAUCAGUCCUGUUCGAACUACCUUUAUGAAAAAGGUGUAACAUAGCAGUUUUUAACUCUCACACACAUUAUCGGUUAAGUGGAUAGACACAAUGCGUACUGUACUGUACUGUACAUUUUCCUUUUAUCGAAUGUACUAAACACCUGGAAAACACGUCCCGCCCUCUCUCCUCCUCUAAUCAUGUCAAAGAAUGUGCCACGAUGACAUUUAUUUUGUUUGCAACUUGAAAAAAAGCUGUAUUUUGUGUUUAUAAAUUAAUGUGUGCAUUACUUGAAGUUAUGUGUGUAUACUUGAAUUCCCCUUGUAAUUUUUUUUUUUUUUAAUGAGAAAGUUGUUGCCAUGUCUUCAUUCAUGCUAUAUUAAUAAAUAGGCCAGGCAUUUGGUUGUUUUUAGUAUUGCAUGUUAGUAAAUAAGAAUGUACUUCUAGGCUGAGCACUUUACUAAUAAAGGCACCGGGGCCAAAGCGG